Molecule: messenger RNA, 2675 nt
Organism: Tympanuchus pallidicinctus (lesser prairie-chicken)
Lineage: Eukaryota; Metazoa; Chordata; Aves; Galliformes; Phasianidae
Exons: 7
Coding region: 1454-2311 (285 amino acids)
Source: RefSeq, a predicted model, not a curated record
CCAGAGCCGCUGACUUCCUCCCGGGCCAGGAGAGCACGGCAGCCGCAGGAGAUGUGCCGCGGGCGGCGCUGCUGGGGCCGAGGCUCCCUCCUGCUGCUGCUGCUGCUGCUGCUGGGGCAAAGCCUGGCUCUUCUCAUCGAGGUCCCGCAGGAUGCGGUCAGUGGCACCGUGGGGCACUCCGUGCUGCUGCCCGUCUCCUACACAGUCAAGAGCUCCUUUUGCUUCCCAUUGUCAAUUCAGUGGAAGUUUGAGAACAGCUCGCAAGUGAUCAUCACCUGCACGGUGCUCAACUGCUCCCUGGAUGCUUGGGGAGCUCCCAAGGAAUGCUCUGCACUACGUUUCCCUCACCCCUCAUACCGGCACCGCAUUGAAGUCUUCCCUGAGAACGCAUCCCUGCUGCUGCGGGACCUGCAGCUCAGUGACAGCGGGGUGUACAGCAUUGCCUUCCAACAGCAAAAUCAAAGCAGGCGGAUCACCCUGGCAGUGCACCAGCAGCAUGUUUCCACUGAGCAUCCUGACAAAGCACAGAGCGAGGAGCAGGAGGUACAGCUGCACACAUCCCUUGCUACAGCCUCAGUGCCUGCUACUGCGUCAUCCUGCUGCUCCUGCAGCUGCUCUUCCACCUGCUGUGCUUGCGGGGUGGCCGCCAGCAGCAGAGCUGACCUGGAGAAACAUGAGGCUGCUGCUGGGGAGAAGAGAGCUGGUGAGUGGGAGCAGACAGAGCUGGCACCUCAGGACACAGCAGUGGCCAGGCACAAUGACUGUGCUCUGCAGUGCCUCAAGCUGUUUUUCCUGACACCGCUGUGCUGGUGAAACCCAGGCAUCCACAAGCACCUGUCCCUGCCUGCAGUGUGCAACCACUUCCCCACUCACAUUCCCCCACCAUUAACUAAGUCCUCCUGUGGGCAAAUAAACGUCCUUUCCUCCACCAAAUCUGUCUCCCAGGUGCCUGAUGUGAGGCUGCAGCAUCAUCUGAAAAAGUCCCAGCAGCAGAGCUAGAGGUGGGAGCCAGUUUCCCAAAGCUUCUGGCCUGCCGUGGGUGGUGGUGGCACCUCGGACUGGGACUCAGGGCCCAGAGGCUGAGCUGCAGGGCAGACGAUGGGCGGCUUCUGAGGCUGAAGGAGGGCAGAGGGUCAGCGUGGGCAGCACCGACAAGUUCCAGCCUCAGCCACCAGCUGCAGCCUCGGCUCCUGCUCCAGCUCCAGCACAGGAGCGCCCAGAGGUUCCCGUGGGCUCCUGCUCUCUUCCACUGGGAUCUGCCCGGCCUCGGGGUCCUCCUGUCACCUGGGAUUCCCCCCACACAACACGCACUGCCCGUGGCCUCCCCUCUGCUGUUACACGCACAGGAAGGAGCCCGGUCUCACCCACCCGCAGCGAACCCAAACGGGGCAGAGGGGCUGAGCCAGAGCCGCUGACUUCCUCCCGGGCCAGGAGAGCACGGCAGCCGCAGGAGAUGUGCCGCGGGCGGCGCUGCUGGGGCCGAGGCUCCCUCCUGCUGCUGCUGCUGCUGCUGCUGCGGCUGCUGCUGCUGGGGCAAAGCCUGGCUCUUCUCAUCGAGGUCCCGCAGGAUGCGGUCAGUGGCACCGUGGGGCACUCCGUGCUGCUGCCCGUCUCCUACACAGUCAAGAGCUCCUUUUGCUUCCCAUUGUCAAUUCAGUGGAAGUUUGAGAACAGCUCGCAAGUGAUCAUCACCUGCACGGUGCUCAGCUGCUCCCUGGAUGCUUGGGGAGCUCCCAAGGAAUGCUCUGCACUACGUUUCCCUCACCCCUCAUACCGGCACCGCAUUGAAGUCUUCCCUGAGAACGCAUCCCUGCUGCUGCGGGACCUGCAGCUCAGUGACAGCGGGGUGUACAGCAUUGCCUUCCAACAGCAAAAUCAAAGCAGGCGGAUCACCCUGGCAGUGCACCAGCAGCAUGUUUCCACUGAGCAUCCUGACAAAGGCACCAAGGCCCAAGACUACUCCCAUUACUACACAAUUGGAGUUUGCUCCCUUAUCGGCCUCUUUCUGCUGUUCCUGCUCCUCCGCAUAUGGCGGCGAGGUGCAUUGCGGAAGAUGAGAACCAUUACACAGCAGCAGGUACAGGAAAAUCUUUUGAAAGCUCCUUGGGCCUCAAACACAGAGGAUAUCCACAUGGAAAACACCGUGGUAAGGGACGUGGCAACAAUUUAUGCCACAGUUGGACAAGACUUUGAAGAGACAAAACCAAGAGCAUUACCAGAGACUCUCUACACAUCCAUAAACUUCCCUCAACUGCCCUCCGCUUCGGCUCCGAACUUUGCAGGAGGUAGAUGUGCAGCAGAGCCAAGGUGAUGCUGUUGCCACUGCGUCCCUUGUGAUCAGACCUUUGGUGAGUCCCCUCCUGCCCAUGGAGUGUUGUUUAAGUGCUUGGAGCAACAGAUUAUGGAAAUGCAUUAGUUUGCCUCAAACUGCAGUUUCUCUUGAAUUUGAGGAAUGAUCUGCUUUUAGCUUCAUCUUGAGAUUUCCGGAGAUCACAGAGACUCUGAACGCAAGAGAAAGAUGCCUAAAGCAAAAGCAAAACAACAGUUCAUCCAUGAGAAGCUCGCUUCCAGAGACAUGCCUUAAUUUGAGGGGUAAUGGAGAGCACUGAAUGUAUUUCAGUCGUGCAUCCCGGGGUCCCUUACCAAUUGCUUGUCAUAUUAAAAGAAUGUACAAA